Xyrauchen texanus (razorback sucker) is the source of this 6832-nucleotide messenger RNA. Its product is annotated as transmembrane protein 132C-like. NCBI's taxonomy places the organism in Eukaryota, Metazoa, Chordata, Actinopteri, Cypriniformes, Catostomidae. The record is from RefSeq and is a predicted model, not a curated record. The transcript is spliced from 9 exons. Bases 402 to 3836 code for a protein of 1144 amino acids.
UCUGUCUCUGGAGAACUACGUAACCAAGUUCGUUUAGGCAAAGCGAAACAGGCAACGCAAUGUCAACCCAAAAGCAGCGUCUUAGGAGCGAUGGGAACAUUUCAGAGAGAAUCAACGGCGACCGCCUUUGGUUUUGCGCUACUGUGCGCCAAGAGACGAAUUCAUAGGACGCGCGUCUUUUCCUUUCCACAAGCUCGCAUUCGCGUGAAGAAGUUCUUCGGCGUGUGACUCCCGCCACACCGUCACCGGUCCGGACCUCUACACUUCUGUUUUAAACUUUAUUUACAAAGGAAUAACGACAUCGGAAGAACAGCACGAGUGACUUUUCUUGGGUUAUAAUACGAUUUUAUCAUUUAAAGUAAACUGUUUGAGUCGUUUUGACUGACGUUUGGUGACGGUUUAUGGACACGGGUUUUGAGGGACCGCAACGAGAAUCUCCUGUUCAAAGAAUUACAUUCUCUCAUGAGUUCUCAUUGGAUUAUUUGAGUUAUUCAUCAACUUAUCAAACUAGACUAUUCAUAAUGUUGUUUUCGAACAAUAUAUUACAACUCAGAAAGCCAAAGAUGAUCGCUAUACGGAUGGCGUUACUCCACGCGGUCCUCAUCGCGUCUCUCCACGAAGUGUGUGAGAGCAGAAGUGGUGGUAGUGAUCUCAUGCCCAGAUUCUCAUCCUCCUUACCUACAUACCUCCCCGUGUUCUGCCAACUGCAGGGUGCAGAGUCAUCCUUCUUUCUCCGGGAGGCCACGCAGGAAGUGAUGCGUAACGGGAGCUUGCAGACACGCAGUGAGCCGCUCUUUCUCCACUUGCCCGAAGCUGGCCCUUCACCCCUGUUGUCGGUCAACUGUAGCUAUGGCAACUUCACUGCAGAGGAACCUGUACCACCUGAAUUCCUCCAGGGGGCGCUGCCACACUCCUUUCACACCUCUACACACCUGACACUGGGUUGGAAGGUGAGAGCACACCUAGUGACAAGAAGGAUAGGAUUUGAUCGUUCAAAAAUCCAGGUGUUGUUUUACCUUGCGGGCCGCAGGUGGGAGGACAUGGAUCCUCCUGCCGAACUUUUGCCCUGUAUCCAUGUCAUAGGGAUUCGCGACCAAGGGGAAGGUUCUGUAUCCGCUGCCUGCCGAUUAGAGGGAAACAUGGGAAUCUGUGUAGCCCAGCUUGGCGUCCCUACAACCUGGUUCAACCCUCCUCCUCCACGUAGACGCACACAGGAACCCGUCCCUGUCACGGUUGAACUGCACUUCUCCAUCCUGCCUCCAGAGGGCCUGGGCAGAGAGUGUGUUGCAGGUAGGGUGCAAGGAAAGGCUGUUGGACAAGAAGGGGAUAUGCAGAGGAUUGGAACAGUGACUAUUGCCACUGGGGAGAAUAAAGCACCCAAAAACAGACUCCGGCUGGAUGGGGACGUAGAGAUCGUUGUGCCGCCCAGCCCAUUCAAACAAGGACAGUCUGUGGGAUUUCAAAUAAUGAUGAAUUCCGCAACCACCACCGAACAGUUCACAUUGAGAGUCCAGUAUGGGGAAGGCAUUAAUUUCAUGGUGGUGAAGCCCAGUAAUCUGGCAGCAUGGGAAAUCAAGCAAGAAGUAGUGCCUGGCUCCUCCUCCCUCUCCAUGUUCUGUCAGAGGAAGGCCAGCUCCACCAAUGAGAAACUUGAUGGUUCCUUCUAUGAGAUCAUGUGGGUAGACUUUGAGAUUGACAAUUUCAUGAACCUGCAGUCAUCUCAGUCCAUCCGCUGGCAGAUAGAGUAUCCCUCCACUGGAGCAUCUGCUGAAGCCAUCACCUCUGUCUACAUCAGCCAGAGAGACAUACAGGGUAUCGUACCCCUUGCUGAGGACACAGAGAUCCUGAACACUGCUAUUCUGACUGGACGACGUGUUUCCAUGCCAGUAAAGGUUGUUACCGUGGAGCAGGAUGGAACGGUGAGAGAGGUGGAUGACCCCGUGACCUGCAUCUCCACAGAUGAGGAUGUCCUCAAAGUAUCUCUUGGUUGUGAUGAGGUAUUGGUGAAUGGAAAAGAGAUGAGGGGGCGUGUCUCUCUUCAAGUGAACUUUACCUACCUCUAUUUGACCAGCCAAUUAGAGCUCACCGUCUGGGCGCCACGGUUACCGCUCCAGAUUGAUGUCUCUGAUGCAGAACUCAGCCAAGUCAAAGGAUGGAGGGUACCCAUCAUUACCAACAGGAGGCUGACACGGGACAGUGAGGAUGAUGAAGAGGAUGAGAAGAAGGGCAAAGGCUGUGCCCUGCAGUAUCAAUAUGCUCUGGUGCGCGUUCUCACACACUUCGUAGCCGAGCCAGCAGACCCCGGUGGAGAGCUUGUGCACAUGCUGGGCUCUGAUUGGUCAGCAGACAUCACAGAGAUGGUCCUGGCCUUCCUGAAAGUGGAGGAUACGCACAUUGCUCGACUGAUUGAUGGGAGGGUGCUGGUGGGAAGAGACCUUGGCAUCACCACUAUACAGGUGAUAUCCCCUCUGUCUGACUCUAUUUUGGCUGAGAAGACCAUCACAGUGCUGGAUGAUAAAGUGAGCAUCACUGAUCUGGGAGUUCAGUUGGUGGGCUCGCUAAGUCUCUCCCUGCAGCCCAGUUCCACCAACAACAGAGCCUUCUACAUCACAACUACAGCUCAGGAUCUUCUGCACACACCCAAACAGGAAGCUAUCAUCAGCGCAUGGAUUCAGUACAGCGAUGGCGCUGUGACCCCUCUUGACAUCUAUGACCUCAAAGACUUUACCCUAACUAUCACAUCACUGGAUGAAACGGUGGUCUCCACCUAUCAGGACCAAUCCCAGCGCUGGCCUGUUGUGGUGGCGGAAGGUGAGGGCCAGGGGGCACUGUUACGUCUCGAGAUGAUGAUCUCAGAAACCUGCCAGAAAUCCAAGAGGAAGAGCAUCUUGGCAAUGGGAAUAGGGAAUGUACAGGUGAAGUUUGGACAGAACGACCUAGAACAGAGAAGUGGAACCCAAGAGGAGAAUAGUCUGGACAACAGCACAAAUGAACAGAGACAUAAGGUUGUAGAACCAGAUAAAACUAGCGGAGGAGAUAGCUGGAAACACACAAAUGCAGCGGUUGACAGAGAAGAAUCAGCAUUGAAGAAAGUCAGCACCACUACAAAGACAACACUAACUAGUCGCUCUGGGGGCAAUAAGCAAGGUGGCAGACAAAACAACAGUCCUGGGGACUACACCAGUUACCCUGCACAGGUGGAACUGCCUGGUGGAGCUGAGAGUGACCUGACCCAGACUUCAAGAGGUCUGUCGGACCUGGAGAUCGGCAUGUAUGCCCUUCUCGGAGUCUUUUGCCUUGCUAUCCUUGUCUUCCUCAUCAACUGUGUCAGUUUCGCCUUCCACUACCGGCACAAACAGCUUCCUGUUUUAGAGCAGGGUAACAUGAACCAUGCCCACGAUUGGGUGUGGCUUGGUAAUGAGGCAGACCUGAUGGAUCACCAUGGGCCACUAGCACACAGUGAUGAGUGCACAACUGCAAUAGACCGCAACGAGGGGUGCGAGGAGAGUAAGUACCUUCUCAAUGGGAGCGGCCUACAGAAAAGCAUCUCCUCGCAUGGACGUACUCUACCCCACACGUAUGCAGAUCCACGGUCCUGUUCGGGCAACGACCCUACUGGGAAAGUGGAACCCCUCAACAAUUCACCCAGUGCAGCCAAGCGCAAAAGGGUCAAGUUUACCUCCUUUGCCACCGUAUUACCAGACGAAGGGGGGCCGUACACCAACUCCAUCCUUAUCGGAAAUGAAGAUGACAUUAAGUGGGUCUGUCAGGACAUGGACCUGGGACAUUCUGCAGAGCUCAGAAGCUAUAUGGAGAGACUGCAAGACAAUCUGUGAGAGCUAGGAAGAGAGAAAAAGAAAGAGAGAGGGGGGACAAACAAAAACUCACCAGAGAUGCCUUUGCACUGAGUGGAGAAAAAUGGAUGUGGGAUAAGACAGAGGGAGGACAGGGAAAGAUAAAUUAAUAAAGAAUUUAAAUUGGAUACAUGCAAGGAAUGGUUAAAAGAAAGCCAAAUGAAUUAAUAAAAUCCGUUAAGAGUCUGAAGUAGGAAAUUCACAAAAAGGGGAAAUGGGUGAAGACAUACUGGCACAUUCGUACUGGCUCUGAUGAGCAGUCCAGGUGGCACAAAGAGAGCAGCUGCCAAUUGGCUAACGCAGGGACAGAACGCCAGUGACCGACACCCUGAAUAAACAAGCUUAAACAAGACAAGCGAGAGAAUGAAUAAAAGGAAACAAACCUGACAGCUGUACAGAAAAUUACAGUCCAUGAAAGUCAAUGAACAGGGGUUGUUAUUCCUAAUGUAAUUUAGUUUUUGUUUUGUUUAGACUUAAGUCUGAAAUAUGGAUGGUUUCAACAGAUCUUAUUUUAUAAGGUAAUACCAGGCUUUUUUCAGUUUAGAUUAGUAUGUAAGCAGACCAGAACAGGCACCUCACAGUCCUUGCCUGCCCCAGAUCUAGGUGUUUUUUCUUUUUUUUUUUUUUUUGUGUUACGUAUCCAUUUUGUACCGUCUGUCUCCUUGUGUGAAUUCCGAGAGUUGGGGAAGCAGUUUAUCCCUCGGCUGGGAUGCUAGCCGUAUCUACACGCACCGUUUAAGGAGUCUAUCAAAAAACUCCAAAACACCACAUUCCUCCCUCCAUGUCUCCUAUGGGAGAAAAACACAAGACAUCUGUGAUGAAAAGCAACAUAACAAUAAAUAGACUCCUCAUGCCCUGCCCAUUCAUGUGUGAAGGAUUGAGGACUUAUUUUGAGUCCCAUUGGGAGGAUGUUCAUUUGCACAAUAAGAAUAAUGCAGGAAUGCUGGUAGUACAUACUGGCCCUCAGCUGAUCAGAGACCAGCCCAUCUGAACUGUGCAAUCAGUAAAUGACCCAGACUUACAACCUGACUGUGAAUCUGGCCUCACAUAGAUUUGUGAUGACAAAUAUCAGAGAGACCAUGUAGAAAUCUAACCUCAGAAAAUGAGUUGUGUUUGUUAUAAAACCAUUUGAUUGCUGUGAUGGAAAAAUAUACAUAAUAGAUAUGGUCUAUUAUUCUCCAGUAUGGUAAAUGUAUGAAUGUUUCUCUUUCUAUUAAGGCAAAAUGUACAUCAUUUACCCCCUUUUUACAUGGCUGUAGCACCUGCCCAUGGUUUUUACAUGCCCUAGGUUUUAAAACAACUUUCUAUUUCUGCUUCACCAACCCAAUCCAACACUCCCCAAUUCCCAAAUCCUUGUUGUUUAUAUUACUGAAGAGUUGCAGGGAAGGAAAAAAGUUGAACCUUCUCUCUGAAAGCUCAGGUGAAAUUACACUCACAGAUGAAAUGUGGUAGAGUUAAAAUGUAGAUUAUAAGAAUGCAAUAUUUAUUUGUAAGUGUAACAUGAGAUAGGAUGUAAAUAAACUGAUUCAAAAUUUCUUGUUGACACUGCAAGAUGGUUGUUGACUACAUGGGUACAUUUUCAAAUUUGAUAGAAUUAUGGGAUGAUAUUGGUGUUUCAUAUAUUGUUAAGGUCUGCUUUUCCCUUUGGGAAUAUAAAUGAUAGGCUUUGUUAUAUUAAGACAUGUCAUGGGUUUUGUCAGGACUUGCACAUUUCCCAUUUAUAUAGGAUUCAAUAUUUUCCUUUGAUAUAUAUUAUUCCUUUUCAUUUCAAAGGUGUUUGAAUACUUAAUGCUACACUAAAAGUUGUUCUGAUGUGUCAAACCCGAUGUGUGAGUCCAUAGGUUUGCCAAAAAUGAUACAGUAUGAAGGAUACACUGACAUGCUUCUUGAUUUUAGCAGUCGUGUUAAAGGACAACAAAACAACUUUAGCCCAGCAGCCACAAGUUAGAGGUGUUUCAAAACCCAUUUUAACCAAAACGUACAUACCUCAUUUUGCCUAGAAGAAAUGACAGAAUUUCUUGUUUACUAGGUUUUUUCAUGGGAUUGUUUUAACAUUUACUCAAAAAAAAAAAAUAUUCAUUCUAUUCUAGCCUUGUCUCUCUAUACAGCAUAGUGACUGUUCUUUCUUAUUAAGUUGCUUGGUUUAAGCACUAUCCAGUUUAUUGUUGGUUGUGACAGUAAAUUUUGGCAAAGCCAUAUAAAAGAAUGUAAGAGAGAGAGAAAGAGAUGUUGAGCUCAUGUGUUUGUCAAGGCCAUCAAUGACAACUUGUCAAACAGACAAAUAAUACACUGGAAAGUAACAAUAAAGAACUUCUAUUAGACAGUUCACCAUCCACAUGAGGCCUUAGAUACAAUGUCACACACUCAAGACGGAGAAUAGGAACUCUUGUUUUCCAUUUUCACACUCUACUCUGAUACACCGAUCAGCCAUUGCAACAUUAAAACCACCUGCCUAACAUUGUGUAGGUCCCCCUCAUGCCGCCAGAACAGCACCAACCCUCACCACAAUUGUACAGAGCGGUAAUCUGAGUUACUGUAGACUUUGUCAGUUCAAACCAGUCUGGCAAUUCUCUGUUAACCUCUCUCAUCAACAAGGCAUUUCCAUCUGCAGAACUACUCCUUGCCGGAUGUUUUUUGAUAUUGGCACCAUUCUGAGUAAAUUCUAGUGAUGGUUGUGUGUGAAAAUCCCAGGAGAUCAGCAGUUACACACAUACUCAAACCAGCCCGUCUUGCCCCAACAAUCAUCCAUGCGAUAAUCUAUUCAGCCAGUCGUGUGGCAUCAGUGCAUAAAAUCAUGCAGAUAUAGAUCAAGAGUUAAUGUUCACAUCAACCGUCAGAAUGUAUGGGAAAAAAAUUAUUUGGUCCAUGGUAUGAUUUUUGGUGCCAGAUGGGCUGGUUUGAGUAUUUCUGUAACUGCUGAUCUCCUGGGAUUUUCACACACAAAAGUCUCUAUAAUUUACUCAAACCAGACUGGUUUG